This is a messenger RNA of Entrophospora sp. SA101, 333 nucleotides long. Lineage: Eukaryota; Fungi; Glomeromycota; Glomeromycetes; Entrophosporales; Entrophosporaceae. The record is from the annotation of a GenBank genome assembly.
AUGAUUGAUCAUGCUGGAUCUGAGAAUGCAGCAGCGAAUCAAAAAGUAAUUAAAAGCUAUUAUGAUUUCGGUAAAGCUGUAUCAGAAUGUCACAAUUAUUAUAUACGAGAAAAAAAGAAAUGGAUACCUGCGGCUCAACGUCUAGUCAAAGAAGAAAUCCCCCAACAUCUUAGUUUACUUUGUAGAAUUGCAAUGAGACAAAAGAUCGACCGUUUUGAUUCUGGAACUUAUUAUGCUGAGGGUGACACCACUUCUGAUUUCGAUACCAAUUCUGAACCCGAACCUAAAUCUCAGCCUAAGAAUAACAAUCUUUUUGAAGGAAGUGCACCAUAA